Messenger RNA from Branchiostoma floridae (Florida lancelet), 1565 nucleotides. RefSeq lists its product as uncharacterized. The transcript is spliced from 6 exons. The record is from RefSeq and is a predicted model, not a curated record. NCBI's taxonomy places the organism in Eukaryota, Metazoa, Chordata, Leptocardii, Amphioxiformes, Branchiostomatidae. Bases 470 to 886 code for a protein of 138 amino acids.
GCCGUGUAGAUUGAUUUAUGACUCUCUUGACCUACAUUGAGUAUUUUGCUCUCCAAGCAGACGUUCGACGCCGGCUGUUUUUUAUGUUUUAGGCGAUUUGUACUUGUAGGGCUUUCUAUUUUGCACCAUUUUCUUAAUGUCCGUCUGGGCGAUGGACAUAAGAAAAGGGUGAAAAAAUGUAAAGCCCUACAAAAACGCCUAAAUACUCAUCACAAGCAAACAUAAUUCUUCUUGCUUGAGGUAAUGGUGGUUCCAGAAGUGGCAAGUUGUAAAAGUUUUACUAUUAUUAGCAUUAACUGAAAACUUUAACUUAUCCACAGCCUCAGAACUGCAGCCCCCGGCAUCAACACAAGCAUCUCCCAGCAGGAAGCAUGAUGACUGUCUCAGGACCUAUCAGGUGUUUGUCAAAGACCUGAAAGGAGCGACCAGGUGUGCAGAUGUGCGGGAGGGAAGCACAGUGGAGGAGCUCAUGGCACAUCUGCAGAGGGAGAAGAUCCUACCUCCUGGAGGAUCCUUGUUUGCAGGGCCAAGAAAGCUGAAGAAAAGUCAGCUAAUGGAAAAUGUGCCCUGCAACAUUGAGGUAGUGCUGGCCCUGAAUGGAGGAGCACCACCAAAAGCUACAAAACCUGGAAAGAGAGACAGUGUGAAAUCCCAGACAGGAAAAUUGGUGCAAAGUUGGUUGAGUGGCAAUGUGAUUGAAACAAAAGGUUCCAAAGUGAAUGCUGAGGAGCUCAGGAGGAGAAUUGAGGAGUCUAUGCCUGAGGGACAUAACUUGUCUAAACAACAGUUGGGAAGGAUCUUGUCAGCUAUCUAUCAACAGAGGGGUGUCCAGACGGAAGAAAGUAGACAAGCGAAAGGUUUGCCCUGGUUGCCACACGAACUAUAGUUCUCAAGCCUUUCGGAACCAUCGGUCACGUUUCUAUCAUGAGGAUUCCAAGACGUAUAGCUGUGUAAAAGUGGAUCACCAAGAAAGCCAUUGUCCUGAAAUGGAUUAUGAGCCCAGUAUUACUACACCUGUAUCAGAGUUUGGAAAUGAUACAGCCAAUUCUGUAACUGCCUCUGAGCCUUUAGAUGAGGGUAGGAGAUUGAAAAGGACAAAAAAUCAUGCAGAGGAGGAUAUAUCAUCAUUUUAUGAUGUGGAUGAAUCAUUGCAGGAACAGUCAGAGUCAGAAGAUGAGGAAAUUUGGGUAGAGAAUAGUGGCCUUGCUGGAAAUGUUAACAUUGAAGAAGAGGUUGAAAACAGUUAUUCAAAUGAUCAACACAGGCAAAUGUCAGGAUUGAUAACAUGUCUACUGCAUUGGUUGUGCUGGUUUAUUCUACUGUGGCAGGCCAAACAUUUCAUUUCAGACACUGCAGUUGAUCAGUUAUUCCACUUCAUUGGCCAGUGGUUUGAUAUUGCAUCAAAGCAUUCCUCUUUUAUUGCUGCACUGUCACCUAUUUUCCCUGGAUCUGUAUACUUGGCGUGGAGACAUUUGAACUAUAGGACUGACCAUUUUAUCAAGUAUGUUGUGUGCCCUAAAUGUUGUACUUUAUAUGAUUACAGUGACUGCAAGUAUGUUUUACAU